CGGGGCCAGGAAGGAAGGCCAGAUGUUGGCCUAAAGCCCUGCUGUGCCGUCAAAACUGCCAUCUUUCUCUCGCCCUCGCUCCACUCAAGUUCAUUCAAGUUCUCUGUUCUCUGAUUUGAAUUCAUUUCUAGGGUGGAACUCCUUUGCUGCCCCACCCAUGGGCGCAGGUGUGUCUACCUGCAUUUAGGAAUUUUCGAACACGGAAGUUUCAGGACAGUCACGGCUCGUGUUGCGCACCUGGCCCCUCUGCUCUGGUGUCGUCCAGAGAGCCGUACAACCGCGAGCCGAAAUCUGUUCGGGCGGUGGCCGUCGACGACGCGUUUGGACUUUGAGAACCGGGUCCCAGCGGGAGUCCGACCCGAUGGCGUCCGCCGGACAAAUGCGUCCGAGUGGCCCGACGGAGGGCGCCGGGCUCGGGGAGAGCCCGCCGGUCCGCGGCAGCGCAGAGAAGCUGAGCCCCUCCGCUGUCAACCGCAUCCUGAUGGAGUUCUUGAUCUACUUCGGGAGAGCAGUCCUCCUCUUCUAUCCCGUCUAUCUGACCGGGUACCUGGGCCUCAGUGUCAGCUGGGUGCUGCUGUGCAUGGCCAUGGUCACUUGGUGGAAGAAGAAUCGCCAGUGGAAGGACGCGCGCAUCGGAACCGCGAUCGAUUUUGUGGACAAUGAACCGCAUGUGAUCAACCGGGAGCUGCAGAGCGCUUUGCAAAUGGCAUCGUGGGUCCAUUUCCCUGACGUUGAGAAGGUCGACUGGGUUAACAAGGUGUUGGAGCAGGCCUGGCCUUUCUUUGGGAUGUACAUGGAGAAGCUCCUUAAAGAAAACAUCCAGCCGUCCGUCAGGCUCUCCAGCCCCGCGCUCAAAAUGUUCGCUUUUACUAAGGUCCACUUUGGACACACACCUCUCAGGAUCACGGGAAUGAAAGUCUACACCCAUGAAGUGGAUCAGAAGGAGGUGAUUCUGGACAUGAACAUAUGCUAUGAUGGGGAUGUGGACAUCGACACUGUGGUGAAGCCGCCAAUCACAGCUGGUAUCAAAGGACUUAAACUCAAGGGGAUGCUGAGGGUCAUUUUGGAGCCGCUCAUCGGUCAAGUACCACUGGUGGGAGGAGUCACCUUUUUUUUCAUUCGCCGCCCGACUCUAGAAAUCAACUGGACUGGCAUGACCAACCUGUUGGACAGUCCUGCCUUCAGUUCGCUGUCUGAGGAUACCAUCAUGGACAUCAUUGCCUCCCUCAUGGUGCUGCCCAACCGCAUGUGUUUUCCCCUCAUAGACCAGGUCAAAGUGGACCAGAUGAGAUUCCCACUACCUCGUGGCGUGGUGAGGGUCCACUUGCUGGAGGCCAAAGACCUGUUGGCUAAGGAUACAUACAUGAUGGGUUUAGUGAAAGGCAAAUCAGACCCCUACGCAACACUCAGAGUCGGCAACCGAAAUUUCAAAAGCAAGACCAUCAAAGAGAGUUUGAACCCGCGAUGGAACGAAGUGUAUGAGUUUGUCGUCCAUGAGGCCCCGGGUCAAGAGUUGGAGUUGGAGCUGUAUGAUGAGGACACAGAUAAAGAUGAUUUCCUUGGAAGGUACUACCUUGAUUUUGGAGAAGUGAAGGUGGAGAAAGAAAUGGAUAAGUGGUUUCCUCUGGUAGAGGUCCAGACGGGGCAAGUUCAUCUCAAGCUCCAGUGGCUCUCCCUGAGCACUGACUCCAGCCUGCUUACUCAGUCUGCAGAUGGCCUUGCUUGUGCAAUGCUUGCAGUGUAUCUGGACAGUGCCUCAAACCUACCAAAAGACCACAGUGAGAUGGCCGAGCACCAAAAACAUGGGAAGCACGCAAAGGAAGCUCGGCUCACAAGGAGAACUCCCAAUCCCAACUCCUUUGUGGAGUUUUCCAUUGAUGAGGAAGUUCAGAAAAGCAAGGUUGUGUAUGCAUCCAAAGACCCGUCGUGGGAGGAGGGCUUCACCUUCUUUGUGCAUGAUGUUAAAACAGAGCAGCUCACUGUUCAGGUGAAAGAGCACGAGAAGAAGACUCAGCUUGGCAUCCUAAAAUUGCCGCUAAGUCGCCUCCUUAAAACCUCCAACAUGACACUGGACCAGCGCUUCCUGCUGGAGCGCUCUGGAGCCAACAGCCAGAUCAAACUGAAGGCCACUCUCAGGAUUCUUACUAUGGAAAAGCCUCCACCCAAGAUUAUCCUCAAUCCUCCACCACAAAAAUCACAGACCAGCCAAGGAAGUAAUGGCUCUGUAUCCACUCCAUCUGUCGCUACAUCCUCCUCUCCAGCAAUUCCCUCCAACAAUAUCCCUCCGGGCCAAGAUUUAUCUCCAACCCGAGCAGCUGAUUCCCAGAAUGGCACUAAUGAAGAUUAUGCAGCUCACCACCAUGGUUCCCUCCUGGCUUCCGAAGCCUACCGCUCCGCUCCUUCAAGAUCAAACAUGCGUCGGUAUGACUCCCACAGCCUGCUGUCGGAGAACUCCAUCGCUUCGUCCCGUUUUGACGUUUCAGAGGGAGCCUCAUAUCCAGAGGCCAUAAGGAAACAUCAGGGAUCAUUUGGGGAGAUCCACCUGACUAUACGCUAUGCCACCCUGAGGAACAAACUCAUCAUUCUGGUUAAUGCUUGCAGGAACUUAUUCCCCUGCAGUGACAAUGGCACAGACUCUUAUGUCCGCCUCUAUUUGCUCCCUGACCAAACCUGGAGACACCGCAAGAGAACACAUGUUAAGAAGAGGACAGUCAAUCCUGUCUUCAAUGACAAGUUUGAGUUUGAUGUGUCACUUGAGGACGUGCAAAUGAGGAAGUUGGAUGUGGCAGUAAAAAACAACAAAAUGUUCCAUGCAAGGGAGAGGAAAGACAUUGGCAUGGUGUUGAUAGAUCUUUCACGGUUGGAUCUGGCCAAAGGCAUCACAGAAUGGUAUGAGCUCACACUGCCUGGGCUGAAGAAAUCCAGCUAGCAGGUGGGGAUAUAAAAGUUCUGUUUGCAUCUUAAACAGCAGCCUCUCAGCCACUGCAAGGCAAAUGGGUGCCUGACAAAUACUUGGAGAAUUGCACAUUCCCUUGUCUUCCUUAUCAUCGCUGAUCAGAUUUUGAUAUGACAAAUGCAGCACUGAACUUAUCUCUGAUAGUGGGCAUGUUUGGUAUUUAUAUGUCAAAGUGUGUAUGAUCACAGACACAUACUGUACAGCAAUGUUCCAAAACCCAGUCCCGCUUAAGGUCUUACUGGGAAUAAAUGUUUUAAGUACAUCUCGUCUCACUUAAAGUAUCACACAUAAUUUAUCAAAAUAUUCAGAUUAGAAUAUACUGUUUUAAAUCAUCUUGCACAGAGCAGAAAAAUAGUUACAAGUAGGACUUUUAAACAUGCUUUGGUAUCCCAGAUAAUGUUAGCAUUAGUAAUUGUAUGAAUUUAUUGUAGUUUAUCUGGGUUGAUAGGCAGACACUAAAUGAUUCUGAAUAAUAAUGUUAUUAAUAAGCAUUUUUUCCAUUGAAAUAAAAAGAAUAUAAUUCAUCAUAAAAUGUAUGUAUGUCUAUUCUAUUGAUAAACAAGGUGAUGUCUUUAUUUUGAAUUUUUUUUUGUGAGAGGUUUGGUUUUUGAGAUGAUCUAAGCCAAGGUUAUCCUUUUGUAUUUUCAUGUAAGUUGCUGUAUUUACAGUUUUAUGUAAUAUAU
Molecule: messenger RNA, 3639 nt
Organism: Xiphias gladius (swordfish)
Lineage: Eukaryota; Metazoa; Chordata; Actinopteri; Istiophoriformes; Xiphiidae
Gene: esyt3
Product: extended synaptotagmin-like protein 3
Exons: 23
Coding region: 362-2929 (855 amino acids)
Biological process (GO): lipid transport
Molecular function (GO): lipid binding
Source: RefSeq, a predicted model, not a curated record